UGCAAUUUUCAAUCCAUCCUCGAAACUCGCGACGUGUAGAGUUGCAGCAGACAGUCGAUUUUCCCGUGGCUAUUCCGGUCGAAAGUUUGCAUAAAGUGACAAUAUUAUGCGCUAAAACCCGCCGGCGGAAGUGUUAGCACAGUGACCAAGGCAGCCCGGUUCCCGGAAGGACGUUUGCGGUUGUAAUUUUCAUUCAGGUUUCGUCAAAGCACAAAACAGAACGAUGGUAGAGGAAGCAGCAGCGCUCAAGGAGGAGUCCAAGAAGGCAGCGAAAAAGGCCGCAGCCGCCGCCGCGAAAGCAGCCAAGAAAGCGGAACAUAAAGCGGCCGCCGCUGCCGAAAAGGGCCAGACGGAGAAUGUCUCGGCGGAGGGUGGUGAGGACGCCGGCAAGGACUAUUCCGAGGGUUUGUACGGUGCGACCAAGAUGAUCCAGAGUACCUGCCGGCAUGCGGACCGUGCCUUUGUGGCCGUGCACGACCUGUCCGGAUGCGAGAAGGACGCGCUGGUGUGGGUUCGUGGCCGCGUCCACACGACCCGUAGCAAGGGCAAGCAGUGUUUUUUGGUGUUGCGCCAGCAGAGCAGUACCGUGCAGUGUGUGGUGGCCGUCAACGACAAGGCCGUGUCUAAGCAGAUGGUCAAGUUUUCGGGGAGUGUGCCGCGUGAGAGCAUCGUCGACGUGCGCGCUCGAGUUGUGCCGGUGGCGGCGAAGAUUGAAGCUUGCACGGAGCAGACGCUGGAACUGCACGCGACCGAGUUCUACCUGGUUUCGGCGGCCAAGGCCCAGCUGCCGCUGCAGAUUGAGGACGCUGCGCGGCCGGAAAAGUCCGACGAUCCGGAAGCGCUCAAGAUUCGCGUCAACCAGGACACUCGGCUGGACAACCGCGUGCUGGAUCUGAGAACGCCCGCCAACCAGGCCAUCUUCCGGCUGGAGGCGGGCGUGUGCAAGCUGUUCCGUGACAUUCUGGCCGCGCAAGGCUUCACCGAGAUCCACACGCCGAAGAUCAUCUCGGCGGCGAGCGAGGGCGGUGCGAACGUGUUCACCGUGAGCUACUUUAAAGAUUCCGCGUACUUGGCUCAGUCGCCACAGCUGUACAAGCAGAUGGCGAUCGCGGCCGACUUUGACAAGGUGUUCACCGUGGGUGCCGUCUUCCGAGCGGAGGACUCCAACACCCACCGGCAUCUGACGGAGUUUGUGGGGCUGGAUCUGGAGAUGGCCUUCAAGUAUCACUACCACGAGGUGCUGGACACGAUCGGCAAUACGUUUACGGAGAUCUUCAAGGGACUACGCGACAACUACGCCCGCGAAAUCGCCGCCGUCGGUCAGCAGUACAACGUGGAACCGUUUAAAUUCCUCGAACCCCCGCUCAAGCUGGAGUUUGCCCAGGCCGUCGCGAUGCUGCGCGAGGCCGGCGUCACCAUGGACGACGAGGAGGAUCUGUCGACGCCCAGCGAGAAGCUGCUCGGCCGGCUGGUGAAGGCCAAGUACGACACCGACUUCUACAUCCUGGACAAGUUCCCGCUGGCGGUGCGACCCUUCUACACCAUGCCGGACCCGUCCAACCCCAAGUACUCCAACUCGUACGACAUGUUUAUGCGCGGCGAAGAAAUUCUGUCCGGCGCGCAACGUAUCCACGAUCCGGAGUACCUGGUCGAGCGGGCAAAGCAUCACGCAAUCGACACCUCCAAGAUCGCCGCCUACAUCGAGGCGUUCCGGUUCGGGUGUCCACCGCACGCCGGCGGCGGCAUCGGCAUGGAGCGCGUCGUGAUGCUGUACCUGGGCCUGGACAACAUCCGGAAAACGUCCAUGUUCCCGCGCGACCCGAAACGACUCACACCCUAAGGGACUGCGGCUCAAUUUUGUUUUUCUUUUGUUUCAACAUGCUCAUUCCCCAAAUUUCUCGACCGUUGUGUUUUUUUCUGUUUUCUUUCUCGUACUAGGCAAAAUUUGUGAACCAGUGUAAACGAACAAAAAAAACGAGGGAAUCGAAAAUCCACCACUUUCAAAAAAGACUUAAUUUAAUCCCAACAAUUGGAAGAAAAAAAGCGCAUAAGAAAUAUCAAAAUUUGUCAAACAGAUCACACGAGAAGACUUGAAGUUUUUUUUUGUUUCGUUUAAUUUUCCUUUUCAAGCGAUCAAGUCCAAGACUUGAACAAAAAAAGGUCGAACCUGGAGUUCGCGCGAAAAGCAUGGUAAAACUGCGUGUGUGUGGUGAACGCGUGCGUAAUUGCUAGAGUGAGCACAGCCCGAGAGAUAUGUGACUUAAACAAAAAUGCAAAUAAAACUGAGAAAAUUCGACUUUGAAAACGUG
Culex pipiens pallens (northern house mosquito) is the source of this 2309-nucleotide messenger RNA. RefSeq names its product aspartate--tRNA ligase, cytoplasmic (gene AspRS). Gene Ontology annotation, biological process: aspartyl-tRNA aminoacylation. Gene Ontology annotation, cellular component: aminoacyl-tRNA synthetase multienzyme complex; cytosol; cytoplasm. The record is from RefSeq and is a predicted model, not a curated record. Bases 224 to 1840 code for a protein of 538 amino acids. The transcript has 5 exons. Gene Ontology annotation, molecular function: ATP binding; aspartate-tRNA ligase activity; RNA binding. NCBI's taxonomy places the organism in Eukaryota, Metazoa, Arthropoda, Insecta, Diptera, Culicidae.